Messenger RNA from Gigantopelta aegis, 1185 nucleotides. RefSeq names its product toll-like receptor 4. The transcript has a single exon. Gene Ontology annotation, biological process: immune response; toll-like receptor signaling pathway. Gene Ontology annotation, molecular function: transmembrane signaling receptor activity. The record is from RefSeq and is a predicted model, not a curated record. Lineage: Eukaryota; Metazoa; Mollusca; Gastropoda; Neomphalida; Peltospiridae. Gene Ontology annotation, cellular component: membrane. Bases 568 to 1185 code for a protein of 205 amino acids.
AGUGGAGAGCAUCAUUGAUCUAAAUUUGUCAAAUAAUGUUGUACAUAUUGUGUCUCCAACAUUCUUUCAGAAUUUUAUUUCCUUAGAAGUGCUAGACCUCUCGUAUAAUUUAUUAGGCACGCCAUUAUACAAAGACACAAAUGGAACAAUAUUUAGAGACUUAACAUCGCUAAAAAUACUCAAUCUAUCAUUAAAUGAAAUAUAUUGGUUACCAAAGAAUGUCUUCCAAGGUCUUCUAAAUUUGCAGAGUUUGGAUUUGUCAAAAAAUCGCCUGUAUCACGCACCGUUAUACGUAAAACACAUGAACAAUCUUGGCACAAUGAACUUUUCUAGGAACUACCUGCGAUUUUUGCCCCAAAUAUUGAGAUCCGAACUUGACACUAUAGUGCAGCACCACACAGUAACUACAGACCUUAGCGUUAAUCCCAUAGCAUGUGAAUGCGUCAACUUGAACUUUUUGAGGUGGUUGUCAAAUUCAAAUAUAACACAAAUAAACAAACAAAAUUAUUAUUGCCUUAUUUCUAGUGGAAAAAAACUAAUUUAUCCGACAUUAAAACUGUCGUUGGGAUGAUCGAAAAUUCAUGCACAACUUACUUUGGCUUAAUAAUUGGGACCGUUUCAGUUGUACUCCUGUUACUGUGCACUUUCCUGGGUGGCGUCAUGUACAGAUAUCGCUGGAAACUGAGGUACUGGUAUUACGGUGCCAGGUAUCACUUCAAACGUCAGCAGGCCAAUGCUGAAAACGGACAGAUGCAUUUUGAGUUUGAUGCUUUUAUUUCGUAUGCUGAUGAAGACAGGGCAUUUGUUUUUAAUGAGAUGAUAGAGAUGGUGGAAUCAAGGGCAGGAAAGAAACUGAUCAUUCACCAGAGAGAUUUUGUUCCUGGGCAGCCAAUAGUAUCGAACAUCUUAGAGUCUGUUAAGAAGAGUAGAAAGACUGUCCUUGUUUUAUCGAGAGACUUCCUGAAAAGUGAUUGGUGUGAGUAUGAAAUGCAGAUGGCUGUUUAUGAGUCUGCCCACACUGGCAGAGAUGUUCUACUUGUUCUCAUGCUGGAGAACAUUCCUUGUGAGGUGCUUCCAAAGGAAAUACUACAUUUGAUUCAGUCAGAUUCAUAUCUUGAGUAUCAGGCUGACGAAAAUAAUGAUCUCUUUUGGCAGCGAUUUGUUGAUGCUAUAGAAAGAAUAUAG